AUGAAAUUGCCAACACAAUAUCCAACACCAAGAGUGCCAGAAGCAACAUCAUCAGCAGUAUCAGCAGCAUCGCCAGCAUCGCAAUCACUCACCUCACCGCAACAUCAUACGGCGGAUAUCGAUGCCUUGACCGCACUACAAGUGGAGGAGGUUAUUUAUACACAGUCACAAGGAAAUACCAGUUACCAAUUAGACUCCGAAUCAAGCAUUGCUCCCAACGUACAAGAGCCAACACUCCAGCAGCAACAUACCGCCUAUGAGGAUCGUACAGUAUCAGUCCUUCCCCCGUAUAAUCUAUGUAUCGGCAACAACAAGCAACCACAACCAUUCGAGGCUGAGCAACACGAACACGAACAGGAACAGGAACUGGCACGGGAACUGGAACAGGAACAGCAACAGCAACAGCAACAGCAGAAGCAACUGGGGAACACGAGCUAUGAGCAGUUCCUAAAGUUGUCCGCUCAUGAAUAUUCGGAACCUGACAGAAGCACCGCGGCUGCUCUAAAUCUCAGCAGUAUUGGCGAAAAGGAAGCGGCAUUGGUCGUUGAAUCCAAGACGGAUCUUGAAGAUCCACCAGAGUUUCGGAUGCUUCGAGAGGUCAAUGCGACCGAGGCGGAGGAUCCUCGAGGACCCACUGCCGGUGGAAUCAGUAACAAAGGCCGUGAGCCGUGA
This is a messenger RNA of Drosophila santomea, 672 nucleotides long. RefSeq names its product involucrin-like. The transcript is spliced from 2 exons. The record is from RefSeq and is a predicted model, not a curated record. The coding region runs from base 1 to 672 and encodes 223 amino acids. NCBI's taxonomy places the organism in Eukaryota, Metazoa, Arthropoda, Insecta, Diptera, Drosophilidae.